AUUAUUUACAAAAAUUUAUUCAAUUUGAUAUGGUAAAUAUGUUAGAUAAUGUAAUAAAAGGUAUAAGAGGUAGUAAUUCAUGGGUAGUACAUGGAAAUCAUACAGAAUCAGGUAAACCAUUGUUAGCAAAUGAUCCACAUUUAGAAACUACUAUACCGUCAACAUGGUAUUAAGCAGAAUUUGUUUGGAAAAAAGCUAAUAACAAAAAAAUUAAGUAUAAGGGGUAAAUAUACCAGGAAUACCAUUUAUAAUGAUUGGACGAAAUUAAUAUACAGGAUGGGGAUUGACUAAUAAUAUUUGUGAUAAUUCAGAUUUUUAUUAAGAAACAAUAAGAAAUAAUAGCGAAUAUUUAUUUGAUGGAAAAUGGAUAAAAUUAAAAAGUAGAAUCGAAAAAAUUAAAAUUAAAGGAGAAAAAAAUCUCUUAAAUUUUACUAUACAUGAAACUCAUCAUGGACCAAUACUUAAAGGACUUUUUCAUUUAUUGGAUACUAAAAAUUGGUAAAAUUUUUAAAAUUAAGUUAGUUUAUCUUGGAUAGGAUUUUUAGAAUAAGAUUAUAUUUUUGAAGGACUUUUAGGAUUAUAAGAUGCUUAAAAUAUCGAUAAUAUAUAAAAUUCAAUUUUUCUAAUGAAAAGUCCUGCUUUGAAUAUAGUUUGGGCAACUAUAGAUAACCAUAUAGGUUAUUAAGCAUAAGGACUAUUACCGAAAAGAAACUUUUAAGGAAAUGUUUUUAUUAAAAAUGGAAGUAAUCCGUAUAAUGAUUGGAUUGGAUACUAUAAUAAUAACGAAUAACCUAGAGUAAUUGAUCCUUAAAAAGGUUUUAUUGUAACUGCUAAUAAUAAAGUUGCCAGAAAUGAUUUUAAAAAAUGGAAUUGGGGAAAUGUACAUAAUCAUAGAUUUGAUCAUAAACCGUUUUCUUAAAGUUUAUUGUGGUUUAUUUUUGAAAGAAGUUAUAUUGGCUAAGGGAAUAAGAGAACUAUUAAUGUUGGAGGAGUUAAUCAUAUUCCAGAUAAAUGGGAUAGCUGGUAUACUGCUAAUUUUAGAAUGAUUUUGGAUUUUUAGGGUAUAGAUAAUAGUUGGUGGGUUAUUGAUACGGGGGUUAGUGAAAACCCUUUCAGUAAUUUUUAUGAUGAUUAGAUGAAAUUACAUGAAGUUGGAGAGUAUUUGAAAAUGAAAUUUAGAAAUGGAUAUAAUAAUGAUAAUGAGUAUUAAUAAGAAAUUGUUUUUGGAGAAUUUUGA
This is a messenger RNA of Ichthyophthirius multifiliis, 1237 nucleotides long. RefSeq names its product penicillin amidase family protein, putative. Gene Ontology annotation, biological process: antibiotic biosynthetic process. The record is from RefSeq and is a predicted model, not a curated record. The transcript has 4 exons. Gene Ontology annotation, molecular function: hydrolase activity. Lineage: Eukaryota; Ciliophora; Oligohymenophorea; Hymenostomatida.